AUCUGGAAAUGUUUGGUUUCGGGCGAGAGCCGAAAUUUUCAGAAAUGGAGUUGGCGGCGCAAGCGGAGGCUGAUUUUGAAGUGAACGAGGACGAGGCAGAAAUGGCUGCAGUAGGUGACGUCUUGUGGCCUCCGUUGAACCGGCUGGGCAACACCGAGUGGUGUGACUGCAGUAAGUGCCGUGCAAUGCCAGAACGGCUGGAUUGUAUCUGCUGCCAGGACGCAGCCAUUACUCUGGAGAGAACUCGGGAGCACGGAGUUCGAUGUGUUGUAGAGAUACCAGACUUCGAGACUGUCGUGCUCCACCAGCAAGUUCUGGCGACCGCUUGGCGAGGGUACUUCGAAAUGAAGCAGCAGCCAAAGCAGCUAUCUGACGAACCUGACAAUAGGUCGCUGCGCUAUGCAGCUUAUCGACAGUACACGCUGUUCAUACAUGGGAAACUGGGCAGACAUGUCCGUUGUCGGAUUCCGUCCUGCGCCGUCAACGUCAUACGAGCAAAGUAUCCCAAUCCUGAAGGAGAGCCAUAUCAAGGGUUCAGAGAAGCGGAGGACGAACCGGUGCAAUGGCCAGAUGACUGACCUAUCGCAAGCGUUCUACAAUGUCAGUCUUCUGUGGAGGUUCUUGUCGUGAUAUUGGCAAGUGUGGACGCUCAGGCAAGCUGGCAACAUCCAAGUUGCGACGUGCAACUUUCACAACAUCAGCCAUUAGCUGCUCCACGAACUGGUAGCUCUUGCGGUCAUACAUUUUCUUGGCAACAUAAUCUCCUUUCUGCCGAGAAAAUUGCACCUUGUAUCUCUCCUGUCCUGAUGCUGUCUUGCUGUGCUGGCGUCCAACAUUAGAGUUAUGGUCCAGAG
Sycon ciliatum is the source of this 854-nucleotide messenger RNA. RefSeq names its product P2X purinoceptor 7-like. The record is from RefSeq and is a predicted model, not a curated record. The transcript has 4 exons. NCBI's taxonomy places the organism in Eukaryota, Metazoa, Porifera, Calcarea, Leucosolenida, Sycettidae. The coding region runs from base 9 to 578 and encodes 189 amino acids.